This is a messenger RNA of Clunio marinus, 566 nucleotides long. Lineage: Eukaryota; Metazoa; Arthropoda; Insecta; Diptera; Chironomidae. The record is from the annotation of a GenBank genome assembly.
AUGCCUUUUGAUAAUGAUUUGAGUAUUGUAGAAAGUCGUGAAAUCAGUCAAUUGAUAACGGGAAUUAUUAAAUUCAUGCAAUCUCUCUCUGCAAGUUUUCCAUCAAUUCCAGAAAGCGCUCGAUUGUCAAAUGCUGAAGUCACUGAAAUCACACAAACUUUUGGCAUGAAAAAAUCUAAACCUCGAUCUGGCAAAACUUCCAGUAGCCCAACAAAAACUUCUUCAAAUUUAUGUUGCCCACCAUGUCCAAUGCCUUCUCAGUCAAAGCUUGCUAAAAAACCGUCAAAAUCGUCAACUCUAAAAAGCCGUAAAAGUGUGAAAUCAAAACGAAAGUCGAGUAAGAAGGGAAAAAAUUCGAAAAGCAAAGCAGCAUCACGACCAAUGAAGAAGCGCAAGGGUUCAAAGUCUAACGUAAAACGUACCAAGAAAGCCCACAAAUCCUCUGGAAAGAAAGCAAGCAAAAUAAAAUGCGAAUGUUAGUGAAUCUAUGCUUGACUUCAAGCCUUUAAGCAAAUAUUUAUUCUGAUCUGUGCUUCUAAAUUUCUAAAAAAUAAACAAAAUUCUUG